Molecule: messenger RNA, 1092 nt
Organism: Parathielavia appendiculata
Lineage: Eukaryota; Fungi; Ascomycota; Sordariomycetes; Sordariales; Chaetomiaceae
Product: leucine carboxyl methyltransferase
Exons: 1
Biological process (GO): C-terminal protein methylation
Molecular function (GO): protein C-terminal leucine carboxyl O-methyltransferase activity
Source: RefSeq, a predicted model, not a curated record
AUGUCGGCGCCCUCAAUACCCAAUCUGCUAUCUCUCCGGGGUGCCGGAAGAGGUCGGGGCCGGGGCCGGGGUGGCCGGAGCGACCUUUCCGGCUCCGAGGCCGGUCCAAGCCAUGAUGCCACCAUCCAAGGCACCGACACUGAUGCUGCCGUUUCCCGCUUGAGCGCCGUUGAGUUGGGCUAUCUCGCGGACCCAUUCGCCCGGCUCUUCGUACAAGGGCCGGCCACCCGUCGCCUACCCAUCAUAAACAGGGGCACCUACACGCGCACCACUGCUAUCGACAUGCUCGUCGACCGCUUCUUAGCCACUACCAAUCCGGAUGAUUCAAGACAGAUUGUCUCCCUAGGCGCAGGCACCGACACCCGUUGCCUACGCCUCUUCACGUCGCCCACCAACCAUCGCAACAUCAUCUAUCACGAAAUCGACUUCCCAGCCAUCAUGGCCCGCAAACAAGUCAUCAUUAGCUCCACUCCUUCCCUACGAGCCGUGCUCUCCACCCCGAGUCCCAUCGCCCAAACAACCUGGCAAUGCCAUUCGCUCACCACCCCAACCAGCAUCAACAAUAGCAGCAACAACAACAACACUCUCACCCUCCAUGGCCUGGACCUCCGCACUCUAACCCCGUCCUCCCCGGCCCUCCCCAGCUUCCACCCCACAGCCCCAACCCUCCUCCUCUCGGAAUGCUGCCUCUGCUACCUCGAGCCCUCCACCGCCACCUCCGUCCUCGCCCACUUCACAACCCACCUCUCAUCCCCCUCCACCUCGACCUCCGCCCCGCCGGUGGGGUUGAUCAUCUACGAGCCCAUCUCGCCGCACGACCCCUUCGGCAGGACGAUGGUCUCGAACCUCGCCGCGCGCGGGAUUCACAUGCCGACGCUCGAGGCGUACCCGACUCCCCCGGACCAGGAGAACCGGUUGAGGGCGGCCGGGUUUGACGAGGUGCGGUGUCUGGCAGUGGAUUCGAUUUGGGAAGGGUGGGUUGCGACUCAGGAGAAGGAGAGGGUUGAUUCGCUUGAGGGGGGUCUGGAUGAGGUGGAGGAGUGGAGGUUGUUGGCGGGGCAUUAUGUUGUUGUCUGGGGGUGGAGGGGAGGA